CUUGAUUCUCACUUUGCUCUUGGGGGCUGGUGGGGUGAUACCACCCUCCUCCCUCAAGCCUGGACACCCAUCGCUUGAUGCUCUCAUGGAUGCAGCCCUGCUCGGUGUCUUUGCCCAGAGGGGAAGGCUGGGCCAGCCCAGCCACCCUCCUGGGAUGCUCACUGGGGCUGGUGAAGGAGCCAGGGGAUGGGGUCCUCACUCAAGGACAUCUUCUCCUGUCACAGGUGACUGUGGGCCCCCACCUCACAUGACCUACUCCAGACCAUCCAGCGACGAGCCCACCAGCAUCUUCCCCGUUGGAUCCAUGGUGAUGUACAUGUGCAUCGAAGGCGCCAUCAAAAUCCCCGGGAAGGUGGACACGGUGAAGUGCCUGCCCGGUUCACGCUGGUCAAGACUGUCCGAGCCCUGCGGCCGGAGCUGUGGUGCCCCGACAAGGUUGCGGUUUGCUGCUCUGUCCAAGACGGACGCGAGGAUUAAUUUCUUUCCCGUUGGGACCAACGUGAGCUACGUCUGCCGCCCUGGCUACGAGAACACCUCGGAAAGCUCCCCCACCAGCACUUGCCUUGAAAACCUGACAUGGUCCGAAGCUGCUGAGCUGUGCAGGAGGAGAUCCUGCGGUGACCCGGGAGCGCUGCCCGCAGGCAGGAUGGUCGUUCUUACAGAUUUGCAGUUUGGUGCAAGAGUGAAGGUGUUCUGCGAGGACGGGUACAAAUUAGAUGGGAGUCAUUUCAUCCAGUGUCAGCUUAAAGGAAAUGAUGUUGAAUGGAGUAAACUUCCAACUUGCAAACUAAUUACCUGCUCUUCACCUCCUCAAAUUAGCAACGGAAAGCAUGAUGGUGAAGGUGUAGAAAAAUUCGCUUACAACACAACCGUGACUUACAGCUGUGAGUCUGGCUUCCAGCUCGUUGGAAAUGUAAGCAUCCGUUGCACGAGUGUGGACAAAACAAACGGAGUCUGGAGCGGAGCUGCGCCUGAAUGCAAAGAGAAAAGGACAUCUGUCAAACAAGGAGCAAAAGAAAUGGAAAGGAGUCCUGUUCCCCAAAGAUCCCGUGGAAAUGGCAUCCAGCUAUCUAAGAAGGCUUUGACCUGGGAAAUGAAGCUCAGCCUUUAUAAAAAGGCACUCCAAAAUACCAUCUCCUUCUCCCAUUCUUCUUCCAUCUCCAAGACACCAGUGUCCAGGAAUUGUGCUACCUCAGCCUUCAGAUUUGUUCUACCUCUGUACAAAACCCAAAGCUACUAUUCUCCUGGGACCAGCCAAGCAUUCAUGUGUCUUCCAAAGUACAUGGGGAUCUCUGGCAUCCUCCCCCAAGCUGGCUGCUUUGAAAACUUAAAACGGUCCAAAGUUGCAUCAUUUUGUGGAAUGAGGUCGUGGGCAGCCAGAAGGAGCUGGACAUGGCAGAAGUGCUGCUACAACAGGUUCCCCACCCGCUGCAAAAGAUUAUUUUACCCAUAACGAAAGGGUGAGUGUCAGCUGUGUUGGAAACUAUGUCUGAGAGGGAA
Falco peregrinus (peregrine falcon) is the source of this 1500-nucleotide messenger RNA. RefSeq names its product complement decay-accelerating factor-like. The record is from RefSeq and is a predicted model, not a curated record. Gene Ontology annotation, biological process: negative regulation of complement activation, classical pathway. The transcript has 9 exons. Lineage: Eukaryota; Metazoa; Chordata; Aves; Falconiformes; Falconidae. Bases 86 to 1453 code for a protein of 455 amino acids.